This is a messenger RNA of Brassica rapa (field mustard), 2294 nucleotides long. Its product is annotated as nicotianamine synthase 1. The record is from RefSeq and is a predicted model, not a curated record. NCBI's taxonomy places the organism in Eukaryota, Viridiplantae, Streptophyta, Magnoliopsida, Brassicales, Brassicaceae. Gene Ontology annotation, molecular function: nicotianamine synthase activity. Gene Ontology annotation, biological process: nicotianamine biosynthetic process.
AAACCUCUCUUCAUACAUAAAUGAAAUUAUUAAUUUUUACUCACAUCAUAAAUUUUAAGGUUUAAAAACGUUGACGAAAGAGUGAAAACAUGAAAGAAAUAGAUUAUGUGACGCUAAAAACAGGGUUUCUUUAACAAUAUAACAUCCUUUUUUACUUCUCUUUUCGAAAAAUGAUGGUUUUGUUGGUUACAAAUAUCAUUGAGGGUUUGACUAACUGUUUCUGUUGUGUAAUUGUAACUUUUUUGUUGUAUAGCUUAAGCUUAAUGUAGUACGUUUGAUUUGAAGUCUGAAUACAAAAUCGCAUUUUGUUUUUAGGUUCAUAAAGAGGGACGUCAAAUUAGCCAUUCAUUUUACGCGAGAGGCACUUGUGUAAAUUAAUAAAAUCAUUGUACAUGUGACGUUAAUUUAUUACAAUUGCAAAAGAGAUUUGUAUGUAAUUAGAUCGAAUUAAUUCAAUUUUAAAAGUUUUUGCGAUUUAUUGUUAACUAGAUCCGGACCACCGGCACGCGUUGCGUGUAUCAAAUUUCCGAACAUGGGUUAAAACAUGUUCCAGUUAUGCCUAAUGUAUGUCUGAAUGAUAUAUAGCCCAUAACAACAAUGUAACUAAUUAUGUUUAGUUUUUUUUAUGAGACUUACGUAAUUCCAGUCUUAUCAACAAUCGAAUACGUCGACUCAUAUGGUUUUACUGGAUAAGUAUAGUGUCAUGGCAUUAUAAUACUAAACAAAGUGGUGGUUAUCAUCUGAUAGUAAAAGAUCUGCCUAAACUCUUAUUUGGGGUUGAUUUUAUCCCAAAUCAACUGCAUUAGUUUAUUCAGAUAGUCAUCAUAAUGUGAAAUGGGUAAGUUUUAUGAGAUGCCAAUAUCCCAGCCAAUUUUGUCACCAGUUCCCAAUCAAGCAUGCGUGAACGGAAUCUAUUAUUUGACGGAGUGUUUGUAAUUCAACGCUAGAUAAUAUCAUACCGACCUAUAUCAAAUUUCUUUAACAUAUCAUAUUUUAAAUAAUUGAUAGAUUCUCAUGGUGACUGAUCAAUGUUCUGAGACAUGCCUUAAUUAAUUACCAUUUACCAACGUUACAAUAAGUUAUCUCGUAAACAUUGAAUGAUUUUCAUGGUGACCCCAUGCUACAACUGCCAAUAAAUACCGACAUUUUGGUGAGGGUUAAAGCCACAACACAAUAUUUUUCGAAGUCUUAAAAAGAAUAUUUAAGAAAUCAAAUACUUAUCAUAACAUGGCUUGCAAAAGCAAUCUUGUUGUGAAGCAGAUCAUCGACUUAUACGACCAAAUCUCAAAGCUCGAGAGUUUGAAACCUUCAAAAAAUGUCGACACAUUGUUCGGACAACUCGUGUCCACGUGCUUACCCACGGACACAAACAUCGAUGUCACAAAGAUGAGUGAAGAAGUCAAAGACAUGAGAUCUAACCUCAUCAAGCUAUGUGGUGAAGCCGAAGGUUAUUUAGAGCAACACUUCUCCACAAUCCUGGGAUCUUUAUUACAAGAAGACCAAAACCCACUCGACCAUUUAAACAUCUUUCCUUACUACAACAACUACCUCAAGCUAGGCAAGCUCGAGUUCGAUCUCUUGAGUCAACACUCGAGCCAUGUCCCGACCAAGAUUGCCUUCGUUGGCUCCGGACCGAUGCCUCUCACAUCAAUCGUCUUGGCUAAGUUCCACCUCCUAAACACGACGUUCCACAACUUUGACAUCGAUUCACACGCAAACGCACUCGCUUCAAGCCUCGUCUCUCGCGAUCCAGACCUCUCAAAACGCAUGAUCUUCCACACAACGGACGUGCUAAACGCUACGGAAGGGCUAGACCAAUACGACGUAGUUUUCUUGGCGGCUCUUGUGGGAAUGGACAAAGAGGCAAAGGUCAAAGCCAUCGAGCACUUGGAGAAACACAUGGCUCCUGGAGCUGUCCUCAUGCUAAGGAGUGCUCAUGCUCUUAGGGCUUUCUUGUACCCAAUCGUUGACUCUUCUGAUCUCAAAGGCUUCCAGCUCUUGACCAUAUAUCAUCCGACCGAUGACGUGGUUAACUCGGUUGUCAUCGCACGUAAGUUCGGUGGUUCAACUACCACGCGGGGUCAAUACCAUGGUACUCGUGGCUGCAUGUUCAUGCCUUGUAACUGCUCUACGGUCCACGCGAUUAUGAAUAAUUGUUGCAAGAAGAAUAAGAUGAUAGAGAAGUUUAGUGCCAUCGAGUAGUCAAAGCAAAAAAUGAUUAUAAUGAACACAUCUCAUCUCUUGAGAGUAAGUGUUGAUGUUUUUGUCUUAUAUUAAUUUAUCUUUUCAGUUCA